CCAAGUCUCUUUUUUUAUUGACGGCAUGUAUAAUCACACGCACCUCAUAAAACAUUUAUUGAUACAUAAAGACAUUAUUGCUCUCCCUUUGAAUGAAUACAAUAAUUUCACAACUGCCGUUUCCUGCUUAACUUUAAAAAUUAAACCAACCCCAGAAAAUAUGUUUCCUCACCGAAUAUUAACAAUGGAUUCGGCGCAUUGUGAACGGAAAUGGCGUCUGUUAUUUUACAACAUGUUAUUACAUCUAUUUUACGAGGACUCCGUAAGUCUAUAAAGCAUUUUACUAGCAUUUAGGGUAUCAGGACGAUAUUAUAAGAGUUUGCUCAAACAUUAAGAUGCAAGGAAUCGGUCUUGGUGAACUGUGUGUGUGUGAGAGAGAAGGGGAAAGUGUCUUAUUCCUUUUUUGUGUGGUUGCAACAUCCUGCAGCCACAAGCUUAUGAGAAACAGGGAAAAAAAAUCGUUAGCAUUUAUUUGAGCGAUUGUUUUCUCCCUCCAGUCACAUCUGACGGGGCUUUUUAUUAUUUGUGAAAUGAAAAGCUAAAUUAAACCUGACGAGAAAAAAAAGAAGCGAGAGCAAGGGCAGGAUUGAUUUACUCGCUGUAUUGGUAAAUAUGACCACGUGAUCCAUGUAACCAAUCCCUGUAGAUGCAGGCCAGCAAAAAUACUAUGAUUGUUCAUAGAGAGAAGCUUCCCGUAACAGUGCUACCCUUAUUAUAUGAGUAGGAAGAGAUCAAAAAUGUCUUCCAGUGGCACUCUCAGUAACUGCUAUGUGGACGCUAUAAUGGGGCAGGAGCCGGAGGAUGUGUACGGUGCUCGCUUUAUUCAGGCUCCACACACGGUGACCCCGAGGCCGUCAGGUGCUGGGGACAACGCAGACUUCUCCUCUUGCAAUUUUGCACCAAAGUCCGCCGUAUUCUCGUCGUCCUGGUCCUCGGUUCACCCGCAGGGGAUUUAUCAUCCGUACGUCCACCACCAUCACCACCACCACCAAUCCCAUCUGACCGCCUCGGACGGCAGAUAUGUCGGCGUCCGCUCCUGGAUGGACCCCCUCUCCAACCACGUUUCGUUCGCCGGAUUUCACUCGAGCGGUCGGCCGUACGGGACAAAGCCCGAAGUCUUGUCGACGAAAGUCACUGAGGGCGACGCGUUGGAGACAGAAGCUCGGCCGCAGCACCACCACCAACAACAACAACAGCAGCAGCAGCAGCUCGCCGGCGAAUUCGCGUGUGGAGUAUCGGAGUGUCCAGAAAAAGCGACCAAAGAGCACAGUGGAAGUGAGCUUUCGAGCCACAGCGAGCCCAAAGAGGAGAAACAACAACAACUUGACCCAAACAACCCCGCAGCAAACUGGAUCCACGCGCGCUCAACGAGAAAGAAGCGGUGCCCGUACACAAAAUAUCAGACUUUAGAGCUGGAGAAGGAGUUCCUUUAUAACAUGUAUUUGACAAGAGACCGGCGCUAUGAGGUCGCCCGCAUACUCAGUUUAACCGAGAGACAAGUGAAGAUCUGGUUCCAGAACCGGAGGAUGAAAAUGAAGAAGAUGAACAGAGAGAGGAGCGGCAAGGAGCAGCUAUGAGUCUGCUGCUGCUGCUGCUGUUGCCACUACUUCACAUAUUCAUUUCAUGUUUGUACCAAGGAAGCCAUUUGAACAGUUACAUUUAUUUUGGUAGGAACCUCGGUAACCCCUUUUUUUCUUUUUUUUUUUUUUUUUUUUUUUUUUUUUUGAGUACAUAUUAAGUGUUUGUGUCAUUACGUUCUUGGCCAAACGAGCAUCACGUGUGCAGGAAUUAGUCUGCUAUUCUGCUUUACAAUUUUACACAAACAAACAAACUUGGGAUUAUUCAUGCAGUUUCUCAGAUUUUGUCAAGCACCCCCCUCACUCUCCCUUACACCCCCUCUUACCCUACCACCCCCUCUCUCACACAGUAAGAAACGUGCCUAUGUGUAUUGCUUUUAUAGUUGUAAAGAAUCUGAAGUUGUGUUUAUAUAUAUAUAUAUAUAUAUAUAUAUAUAUAUAUAUAUAUAUAUAUAUAUAUGAAAGCAUUUUCACAGCUGAACUGCUCUGAUUGCUGUCUGUGUCAGAACACACACGUGCAGACUGUGACUCGUUAAUUGUUGAGGGGUUUUAAUUCGCCAAAAUUAGCUGGUGCUACCUUUUUUUGUUGGGGGGGGCACAUCCUCAUUUUAAUCUGAAACGUCAAUAAAUAUAUUAAGAAUUUUCCCUUUAAUUGACAUUUUUUUCUGCUUGUUGCUGGUUAGUAUAUUGUGGGCUAUUUUUUCCGGUUUCUUUAAAUCCAAAAAGGAUUCCUUGAGGCCUUGUUUAUACAAAGUCUGCUUGACUCCAGAAUAAUGUCUUGCAGGCAAAUAAUACAAGUCAAAAUAUAACCCAACAGUCAGUUUCUAAACAGCCUAAUUUUGUUCAAUUGCAGCCAACAAAAUGAAUCUGUUUUUAAUUCUAAAGGAGGUUACAUACUGUAUGUAAAGUUUCACCCUUUUUAAAACACUGGAUUUGAAAAGUAGAACAAAAAGUAAUAAAGUGUUUACGACUGGGA
Molecule: messenger RNA, 2553 nt
Organism: Lates calcarifer (barramundi perch)
Lineage: Eukaryota; Metazoa; Chordata; Actinopteri; Centropomidae
Gene: hoxd9a
Product: homeobox D9a
Exons: 2
Coding region: 717-1577 (286 amino acids)
Biological process (GO): embryonic skeletal system morphogenesis; anterior/posterior pattern specification; regulation of transcription by RNA polymerase II
Cellular component (GO): nucleus
Molecular function (GO): DNA-binding transcription factor activity, RNA polymerase II-specific; RNA polymerase II cis-regulatory region sequence-specific DNA binding
Source: RefSeq, a predicted model, not a curated record